AUGCUAUUUGUACAAUUGAUGAAAAUUAUUUGUAUAUUGUCAUUUGGAUGAAUUUGGUUCUCUAGGAUUUUAUGUCAAGUUAUGUUGUAAUGUGAGUUAUAUUCAAUCCAAAAGCCAUCAAUUUCAACUUCUACAGGAAACGAUUCCAGACCAGGUGGAUGGAGGAAAUAUGAGUGCGGCAAAAAAGAGUGCGGAUUCAAGAGAAAAACGUCAUUCCUCCUCUGACUGGGACAGAAAAGGGUUGUCUGUACCGUUAGUGCCGUCAAACGUACCAAUUCCAGGCCCCACAAAUGACCCCAUCGUUAUUUCCAUCGGCCCUCCACAUCGUUGUCCCUCCGUUUCCAGUGAGUCCCAGUAUCAGGGUCUCUCGAAAGAAGACGAUUAUGCCAACAGGCAUGGAUGGAAAAGGGAGAAUGUGCAAUAUUACCCAUCAGCUGGUGAGGGUGGUGUCCCCAAACAAACCUUAGAUGAACUGAAAAGUGUGUUGCGUGAGAGCUCCCUACUCGGUGCAAAAGGGCAAGAUGGAGGAAGGAGCUACCCUCCGGGUCAAAGAGUGGACUGUAAGCCAGACCAGAUGCCGACUAAGAGUUUCAGCACCUUCAAGCCCCUUUCAGAAGCCAGGAGAGCAUCCAGAGCCAGAGAAGGAAGCUCUAGAUGGGAUUCUGGCGGCUCUUCGAUGACCGAUGGACCUCCAGGCAGGUCUUCUGGUAUGAGUUCACCUACUGCUGAGACGUCUCACUGGGAAGAAGCUGGCACGUCACACUCAGACAAUGAGAGGUCACAAUCGCUCUCUUUUGCAUCUCAGAGCUUUAUUUCUGAUGUUGAGCGGAUAAAACAGCAAAUUGCCCGGGAAAACAUAAGUUUUGUUCGCUUUGAGGCCACUGAUCUUCAUGGCGUGUCCCGAUCCAAGACAGUUCCAGCUCGAUUCUUUCACGAAAAAGCAGUAUAUGGAAUCCCCAUGCCAAGAAGCUACCUGGAGUUAACCCUAAGCCCCAAAGUCAACGAAGUCGAUCAUCCGAGCGCAGCCAACUUCAGCAGUGAUGUCCUUCUGGUUGCAGAUCUGUCCACGUUCCAAAUCCUUCCCUGGGCGGACCAGACCGCUCGUCUGAUCUGUGACCCCUGCACGAUCACUGGUGUGCCACUGCGAACAUCACCUCGCCUCAUAGCCAAGCAGAUGCUCGGCCAACUCCAGAGCAUGGGAUUCUCCAUCCACUCAUCCUUCACAUAUGAAUGCUGCAUCUUCGGAGCCCCUGAACGAGUGGGGCCUAAAGCUGUGUUCUUCCCCGCCACCACACUGUUGAGCAACUAUGACCUACCCUUCCUGCAGCAGCUAGUCAGAGGGAUGUACUACAUGGGAGUAGAUGUUGAGAGCUUCUCAUCCGCAAACGGACCAGGACAGAUGGAGAUUUGCUUCAAACCAAGGUUUGGAAUCGAUGCCGCCGACGGUGCCUUCACCUUCCGCACAGGAAUUAAAGAGAUGGCUAGGAAAUUCGACUACAUCGCCACCUUUUUCACAGAUGACAACAUCCACAAUUCUGGCUUACUCUCCCACAGCCUUUGGGAUGCCAGCGGCAGAAGAAGCCUUUUCCACUCGGGCAAUGGGGAACUUUCGGAGAUAGGCAGAAAGUGGCUCUCGGGUCUUCUCCAGCACUCAGCCGCUCUGAGCUGCCUCUUGUCUCCAGGGAUCGGCUGUCGAAACCAGCUUUCCAAAGGCAAGAAAAAUUCCAAGAACCUUCUUUAUGCCACAUGCGGUUGCAAUGACAACAGCUGCUCCUUCAACGUGAAAAUUCAUGGUGGACGCGAGACUCACAUAGACAACAAGCUGGGGUCAGCGAUGGCCAAUCCUUACAUUGUGUUGGCAGCCACGAUAGCAGCAGGACUGGACGGUAUUAGACGUAACCUGAAUGCCGAACAGCUUCUAAGCAAAGCUCCAGGUCAGCAGAAACAGUUCCCAAUCCCUGUUAAAUUGGAUGAUGCUUUAGUGGGUCUGGCAGAGGACAGCGUGAUUCGUGGUGCACUGGGAGAGCCCUUUGUGCAGUAUUUUAUUGCCAUGAAGCGUGUAGAGAUUGAGACGCAAGAGCAGGAUGCUGACAAGAACAAGGGACUUGAGUAUUUUAUUUAACCUCUGAAUUUGCUGAUUUUUUUUUUUGUGUAUUUGAAUCCAAGGAAAUACAUUUCAUACAUUUCCUUUUGAUUUGGCAUUAAACAAAGAACUUUGUAUUAAAAACAAAUAAUACCUUCCUUGCACACAAGAUUUCAAAAUAAAACCACACACCUGACUGAUAUCUGCUGCAGACUGAUUGAUUUUAUUUACAGCAUUUGCGGGCCUAAAUAAUUUAAAGUCAACUUAAACUUCAGAAGUUAAGGUGACUUGAUUUUAUGAAUAGAUAACCUACUUGAAGUUUCCAAAUGUUAUGAACUGGGACCUGGAAUAACAAGAUGAGACAUCUGUUGAUUCAUGAAGUUGCUAAAGUCAUGCUAGAAGUUCUGUAAACCGGUAAUAAAAUAAUAUUGUUGCUUAAUCUCUAAGUGAAUCUGAUCUAGCAGGGCUGUCUAAUCCUGAGGGCCAAGGUGCUAGGAAGUAGUUCUAGGAAGUAGGCAACAGGGUAGUUUCUUAGAACCAGGAUUUAUGUGAUUAUAAGAACAAAAGGUUGAGCUAAGAAACUAAUUUUUUUAAGACAACUUACAUAUCAUUGAAAACAGGUAAAUAUCUUUAACAACAUUUUCCAUGUUUAUGGAAAAAAAACAUGUCUACAUGAUUUCAUAAAAAUGCAGGGAUUGUGUGCGUUUGGCCAAUCAGCUUACAAUUAAGUCACUGUACCUUGAACUAAAACUGUUCCUAGUUCCUGCUGUACGAAAAGGUUCCUGUGGUUUGAAAGAUCCUAAUUGGAAGUUCCUAGUAAUUUGCAUAACCUGGAUUAACUGGUUCAUGCAUGUUUAGCUAAACUCUGCAAGACAGUGACUCUUCAGGAGCAGCACUGGACAUGCGUUUUAUUUAAUCCUGUUCCAGUAAGUACAUUUUCAUGAACUUUAGAAGUUUGUUUGCUAACAUAACUAUUUUUAAAUGUCAUAUAAAAUGUUUAGUUUGACUAAAUUCACAGCCGUCAAGUUUUUACAAAAUGGAAUCAACAGACGAUUGUAGUUAAGCUUUGUCCAACAGGUAUUUAUGUCAAUCACACCUCACAUUAAUUGGACUUGCCACCGUGCCCCCAACAUUUACUUAACUCUUUAAAAUACUAGAUUCAAUAAGUAUUAGAUUACAUGCUUUCCAAGCAUAAGAUUGUAAAUUGGCUAUGCAAAAAAUCCCUUGCUCAAUUAUAACUGUGCAUGUAAACAUAGGCCUA
This is a messenger RNA of Puntigrus tetrazona (Sumatra barb), 3344 nucleotides long. It is a transcript of the gene lgsn, whose product is annotated as lengsin, lens protein with glutamine synthetase domain. Gene Ontology annotation, cellular component: cytoplasm; membrane. Gene Ontology annotation, biological process: lens morphogenesis in camera-type eye. Gene Ontology annotation, molecular function: glutamine synthetase activity. The transcript is spliced from 3 exons. Bases 170 to 2122 code for a protein of 650 amino acids. The record is from RefSeq and is a predicted model, not a curated record. Lineage: Eukaryota; Metazoa; Chordata; Actinopteri; Cypriniformes; Cyprinidae.